AACGAUAUCGUUUACCUUUUUAAAUGUGGCCACACUUUGCUUUGACUUGUCAAUGUCAUGUCAUACGUCAAAGGUGGAAAGUGAGGUUAGAGAGAUUGCAAUGCCGCUUUAAAUAAUCGUCGUUAUAAUUGUUAUUUGUUAUUGAGAAAGGAGUGACUAAAGCAGGAAUAAACUUUAAAUGUCGUUUCUUUGUUUACAGAGCAACACAUGAAGUUAUUCUUUCGUCCAAUUCAUAUCAACAAAAGUGAAAUCAUCUUAUAAAACGACAUUUCUAGUUACGGGUUUCGAAGAAAGAUGACGAAGCUUCGUUUUGAAUUCACAAUACUACCUGGGAGUGACGAAAAAACAAAUGUCUGUUGUAUAACCUCAAUAACCACCGAGGACAACAAGAGUUAUGCAUUACCGGACGGACUACAGUCAGUUGGUCAUCACAAAGAAUUGAUAAAAACAGCGGCAUAUAGUAAAGUAAAGAAUAGUUUAUCAAAAAGGUACCAGACAAGGAGAAUCUGGAUCUCGCUAACCGAGGAACUAGAGCAAAUUUAUAUGGAUGAGGACGGUAAUGUGCAGUUUGCAGACAGAUACCUGGAAGAAUUGAAUCAGGACCAAUGUGCUUCUACCGCACCCACUGCUGCCGGCACAAAAGGGGCCAAUACCUUAGAAAACUUAUUAGCAAAGUUAAUAGAAAGUACACAGGAAAGUAAACAACAGAGCUUGAAGAAUAUUGCGGAUAAGUUUGUGAUCGAGAAGUUUACUAGCAAACAUUCGAAUGCAGCUCAAUGGAUGGACAUUUUUGAAAAGGAAUGUGAGCGUUACCAGAUAUCGGAUGAAAAAAAGAUAGAAGUUCUUAGGCUCUUUAUGGAUAAAAGUUGUGCAGAUUGGUACAGUUCCAUGAUUGUAAAACUGACUAUGAAUGCAGAAUGGUCUGAGUGGAGGAAAAAAUUUUGUGAAUCAUUUGUCAACAAAGGGUGGAGCCCAGUUACAUAUGCAUUACUGUAUAAAUAUAAGGAUGGCUCACUGUUGGAUUAUGCUAUAAAAAAGGAAAAGCUUUUACUCGAUAUGAGGAAGUCAAUUGAUUCUGGUACAUUGGUGGAUCUUAUCGCAGUGGGUUUGCCGGAGUACAUAUUAAACAAAAUUGAUAGAGAAGCGUUGAAGGACACAGUUGAGUUGUUCAAUGAAGUAAGCAAGUAUGAGCAUAUGGUUACCAAAAAAAGCUACAUAUUUAAGAAGAAAUAUGGACCCUCAAGAACAAAUUUCAGGAAUGAGGAACUAAAGCCAUGCAAAAUUUGUGAAGGGUUAAACAAAGGCACCCGCUAUCACGCUGAGACUGCAUGUUGGUUUCGUACAAAAGAAGAUGACAAAGUGAAGAAAAACUUCAUUAAACAUGUUAAUAAUGCAUUGAUAGAAGCAGAGUUAAAUGAAUCAGUUCCAAAAAACGAAUACUAACACCACUGAUAAAGGUCAAAUUACUAAUUAAUGAUAAACAUCUGAUAAAUGCAGUCUAUGACCCAGGCUCAGUUGUUUCCAUUAUAAAUUCUAAGCUCUUAAGCCUAAAAGGGAGAGGAAACGAAUUAAAUGAAGAAAAUUUAGUAACAGUUGGUGGUGUUAAAAAAACUGACGGUUUGACCAACCUAAAAAUAAAAAUCUUUAACAAAGAAGAGAAUGUUGAUAUAUCCAUUGUGGAUGAACAAUAUUUCAAGCAUGAUUUUCUGAUUGGCUUGGACCUAAUAAAAAUAUUCCGAUUAACUCAAGAUGAGAAUUUGGAUAUACAUCAGGUACUGGGUACAAACAUAAAAGAUAAUGAGAAAGUGGAAGUCUCAAAUGAAGAAAUAAAUCAUAACCAAUCAAAAGUUCCUGGGAAUGAUGAGAACACAACAAAAGAAUAUUAUGUCAAUUUUAAUGAGCAUAUAAAGGAGGAGGAUUUUAAGAUAAAAAUUGAUCAUUUGAACAAGGAGCAACAGUCUGAAAUAAAUACAUUGAUCAAUAAAUAUAACUCAGUGUUUGCAAGGCAUAAAUAUGAUGUUGGGACUGUCAAUGGGUAUGAAGCCAGAAUAGACUUGUUGGUGGAUAAAUAUUGCAGCAAGAGGCCAUACAGAUGUACCAUGGAAGAUAAAAAAGAGAUAGAAGAGCAAAUUGGAAAGUUACUAGAUAAUAAGUUAAUAGAGGAAUCCUAUAGUCCAUUUGCUGCACCGGUCACAUUGGCAUUUAAAAGAGAGGAGAAUAAAAAAUCAAGAUUAUGUAUUGACUUUAGGGACUUAAAUAAAAUAGUAGUACCACAAGCUCAGCCCUUCCCACUGAUCGAAGACCUUAUGACGAAGACUAGGAA
Messenger RNA from Cydia amplana, 2323 nucleotides. RefSeq lists its product as uncharacterized. The transcript is spliced from 2 exons. Lineage: Eukaryota; Metazoa; Arthropoda; Insecta; Lepidoptera; Tortricidae. The coding region runs from base 295 to 1443 and encodes 382 amino acids. The record is from RefSeq and is a predicted model, not a curated record.